CACCGGAUACGGAAGCGAUGUCUUCACAUAUACAAAUCAGGUAGCAACUAAAAUGGUGUACGUGUCUAAUGGUCAGGUGCUGGACAGUAGGAGCCAGUCUCCAUGGAGGUUGUCUUUUUUCAGUGACCUCUUUUGGGGAGCUGUGGAAUUCAUCGGAUUGUUCUUUCAAACACUCUUCCAGCCAGAUCUUUCAAAGAAUGGCAACUCGGGAUCAUCCUCAAGGUUCAGUGAUGGCAGAGGCCCCCCGGGGUUCCCUGGUGGGCGGAGACGGAUGGGAAGGAUAAACCAUGGUGGGGGCGGCCCCAGUGCCCCACCAAUGGGAGGAGGAGGAUGAGGAAGGUGA
Megalops cyprinoides (Indo-Pacific tarpon) is the source of this 343-nucleotide messenger RNA. It is a transcript of the gene selenok, whose product is annotated as selenoprotein K. The record is from RefSeq and is a predicted model, not a curated record. The transcript is spliced from 4 exons. Gene Ontology annotation, biological process: calcium ion transport; endoplasmic reticulum calcium ion homeostasis. Lineage: Eukaryota; Metazoa; Chordata; Actinopteri; Elopiformes; Megalopidae. Gene Ontology annotation, cellular component: Golgi apparatus; endoplasmic reticulum membrane.